Molecule: messenger RNA, 2445 nt
Organism: Rhizoctonia solani
Lineage: Eukaryota; Fungi; Basidiomycota; Agaricomycetes; Cantharellales; Ceratobasidiaceae
Product: capsular polysaccharide export protein
Exons: 7
Coding region: 1-2445 (814 amino acids)
Source: RefSeq, a predicted model, not a curated record
AUGAACCAUGAACGCGCACUGGAUGACUUGAUUGGUAUCACUGAGAUCAAGGGCCGGGUAUUCCAAAUCUUACAGGACUGUAAAGAUGGAGCAUUACAAAAUCUUUCUGAUGGCUACAUCCCGCAUUCCUCCAUUGUGCUUCACAAAUUGUCCACUAUUGCGCCCCCACCCUGGCUUGGGACUCUUGAUCAGACAGCUAACAAUCAUUCAGACCCCAAUAGCAAGAAGAAACAAACCUGGAAUCCAAGUGAGGAUAUUCCACCUGAGGGACUCUCUGGAGGUUGGAACAAAGUUUUUGGGGAACAAAUGGAGAGAAGUUUUGCAACGGUUGACCCAGAAAGAUUCAGUGGCUUUCUUGAUGGAGUUGAAAAUGCCAGUUAUCAGAUACCUCAAGGAAUGCUUUAUGGUGUGGGUGGUCAGCUCCCCCAAAGUUUGAUGAAGGCCCUCCUUUUGGAAGAUGAUAAUACAGAAGAGGUUUCCUGGUUACCUGGAGAUCACGUUCAAUUGGACUCGGAUAGUGACUCCCUUGAAGAACCCAAUAACAGUCUGGCUGUGCCACGCUUUUUGAAAUCUCUACCCUACCUUGGAAGUGAAGAUGAUCAAAACAAGGCCUUGUUAACUGGCUGUCACAAAAGGCGCCCACUCAGGCUCAACUGGGCCAGGGACCCAUUGCCUAUUGAGCCUGAGAGUCUCACAGCUGGCCUUACUGUUGACUCAUUAUCCCUCACAGUGAAGAGCCCUCAGUUUACCUCAAAUAUUUCUUUGCAUGUUUGCCCACCACGAGGAUCCACACUCACAACAGACAUUGGGUUAUUGGUCUUGAUCAAUGGGAAGGUAACAAAACUAAGUCAUAUUCCCAACUUCACUUGGGGCCAUGUGGGCAGUGCCAAUCCUUUCCGGAUCAACGUGUUUUUCCCAAACUAUGAGAAAGGCAAAAACGCUGGUAGUCGUUAUAUUACAAUGCUCAAUGCUCAGGAUUGCUCUCUAUGGUACACAGAAGUUGUCCGUCAAGCCAUCAUGCAAGCAGAAAUGCGUGGUUUGAAGUCCUUAGGGCAUCAAAUUCCUAAUGAGAGGGGAUCUGCAUUGCUUUGUAUCUUCAAAGAAUAUCCUUUUGUUGAUUGGAGUCUUCAAAACCCUCAAGACAUUGUGGUGGACAUUGGCCUAGAAAUCAACAUCAAGCAAGAGGAACUCUCAUUGGAUACAAACGACUUGACAUUGCUAUGGAAACUCAGUGUUCUCAAACAGCUUAUUUGGCCUGCUUGGCGUAAAGGACAUGUCAACUCCUACAUGCACUCCCGUGUUGUGGCAGGACUUUCUGCAGCUCCGCGUAGCCUUAUAAGCCACUCUUUUUACUAUUCCCACGCAUACAUGAAGGACAAGGUUGUCACCUACCAUCAUUGUGACAGCAGUAUUGGGAUUGGCUUCUCACCCAAGGAUGGUCUGAACAACACGGACCAAUACAAUAAUGAGAUUGCCAAGUUGACAAAAGGAUGGACCCAGAGCACAGGCUGUUAUGGAGUGCAAUUAGAAUGGCGGUGUGGAAUCUGGGCAUCAGAACAGAUAUUGAGGCUAGACCCAUCCUUGUGGGUGCAACGUUUCCUGAUGAAAGGCGCUAUUCUUGCAUUCAAAACUCAUCAUGUGGUUCAGCUCAAAGUCACAUUUCUCAGGGCCUAUGACUAUUUCUUUUGUAGGGUGCAAGUUUUGCCAGCCCCACAGCGCAGAAGUGAAGAGGUUCUUCUGCUUGCUGCAGUCCUUCAUUACCUUAUGCAUGGACUAGUAAAGCGCCCAGAUGAGAUGAGCUCUAGUCGUUACAUGGCAAAGGGUCUUGGAAUUCUUUCCAGGGCUAUGUCUUAUGGGUUUGCUUCAUUCACUGAGUACAAGAUCCUUCAAUACUCAGCUCGUCAUACCCCUGCUGGAGCUCGUCUCAAGCCAACCCUUUCAUUAUCCAAGACUGAUCAAUUUAUCAUUCGGGCACUUGAAAACAUGCAGCAGAAGAAUGCAGCCAAACGGGUAAUGCGUACUGGGAAAAAGCUGAUCCAAAAGUCAAACAACCCAACUACACCAAGCAAUUCAGCUCCUUGCCAACUGACAACAGAGACUGAAGAUUUUGUCUUUUUUGAUCACUUAAUCAAUGAAGACCUUUCUGGUUGGCUUUGGUCAAAGUUCCCCAUCCAGGAUCAAACAGAGGUGCCAAAUUUGCGGAGCUUUGAAGGUCCAUUUCAGCUGAAACUAUGGAAAAAUUCAGUUGGUCCUGGAGUUAAGUGCAAGAGCCGUAUUUCUUGGGCAGGGUUCCAGAAUGUUAUUUCUCAACUAUUCCCUGAUGAUUGGGUCAUGAAGGACCGUGGGCAGAUGUGGGAUUCAUAUCAAGCAGUUGUUUUGGACCCCAUCAUAAAACGGCUUGAACAGGAAGACAAAGCCAAUCGUGCCACCCGUGCCAGUGGGUGA